AGCAUUCAUUUAUUCGUUCUGUUGGGCGGCAGUUGGCUUUGAAUUUCACUCAGACUCUGUUGGCUCGCUCGUAUUUUUUCUUUUUUCAUUUUCUCUUUUCCUUAUUCAUUUUCCAUUCAAACAUUCAUUAUCUAGACUUCAAGCUUCAUUCUGUCUGACAAUAUUGUAUAAUUCUAUAAGGACUGGCUCCUAUCUCUCUCUCGCACUCUCUCUGUCUAUCAGGACACAGUCUAAUCGCACUCAGCGUUUGCUUGCUCAUUUGCGCAAUACAGUUACUUCAUAAUUAAAACCCCCCAUCGAAUACUUUGAAAUUAGCUUCCACAACUCAGCUAUUGUGCCGUCCAAGACAAAUGGCAAAACUAUUAGCAGAACUGACACCUCUGUUCCCGCCGAGCUUCAUGGCGUCGAAGCGAUACCGAUGGGCAGCAGGACUCGCUUUUACCAUCUUCGUCUUUUUCCUCCUCUCAAAUAACGGAUUUUUUCCCCAGAAGCCGUUGAAAUUCCAUGGCUCGAUCGAGGUCGAUUGGUCGCGCUUCGCUUACACGCAAUAUGUCACCAAUAGCGACUAUCUCUGCAACUCAGUCAUGUUCUUCGAGUCAUUGCACCGCCUUUCCAGUCGUGCCGAUCGUGUGAUGAUGUAUCCUUCUCACAUGUUGGAGGCAAGCAACGACAGUUCUGUGGAUACCCAAUUGCUCAUCAAAGCUCGUGAUGAAUAUCACGUCAAGCUCGUUCCCAUUACAAUUCAGCACAAGGACAAUAAAGAUGAUACCUGGGCCGAUUCUUUCACAAAGCUCCUCGCUUUCAACCAGACCCAAUACAGUCGUGUGCUUUCUAUCGAUUCUGAUUCCAUGCUCUUGCAAGAUAUGGAUGAGCUAUUCCUUUUGCCCCCAGUACCAGUAGCUAUGCCUAGGGCCUACUGGCUGUUCCCCGAGAAGGAAAUCCUCUCAUCUCAGGUCAUGCUUAUUCAACCUUCUGAAACAGAAUUUGCUCGCAUCAUGGCCAAGGUGGAUUCUGCCUCUGAGGACGACUACGAUAUGGAGAUAGUGAACUACCUUUAUCGCGAGAGUGCCCUUGUUCUCCCGCAUCGUCCCUAUGAUUUGUUGACGGGUGAGUUCCGUGGGGAUAAUCACAACAGGUAUCUCGGCUCUGAUACUGAGCCUUGGGAUCCUGCCGCUGCCUAUAACGAGGCCAAACUCGUCCAUUUUUCUGAUUGGCCGCUUCCUAAGCCAUGGAUACAAACGGACGAGGAGCUUCGCCUCCAGUCGCAGCCCAACUGCACGACUUUGUCAGAUGGCGCUGAGGACUGUGCAGCAAGGAUAAUCUGGAACUCUUUCUAUACAGAUUUUAAACGGAAACGGAAGGAAAUUUGCGGGCUGAGCGAGGUGGUGAUAUUGCCAAAAGAAGAGUACGAGGAUUGAUCCUGACUCCCUACAAAUGCAGGCUAUUCAAUAUCAGAGCAAUGAUUAUGGGAUUCAGUAUGGAUGUUAAACAAAGGCGUAUAUAUUGAUUACUAUUUAUGAGUGACAGGAGGCGAUUCAACAGGUUCGUUGUGGGAUGGUGGAGGUGUAAAUGUGAUGAGAUAUCUAUGUUAUAUUAAGAUCGAUAAGAGAUGAUUUGGCAUGAGUAAUAUUUUAGGACUAAAGCAAGACACUAUAAUGUAAUAUAAAAUACCCUGCUUCCCACAAGA
Fusarium redolens is the source of this 1687-nucleotide messenger RNA. Its product is annotated as nucleotide-diphospho-sugar transferase. Gene Ontology annotation, molecular function: glycosyltransferase activity. Bases 351 to 1418 code for a protein of 355 amino acids. The transcript has 3 exons. The record is from RefSeq and is a predicted model, not a curated record. Lineage: Eukaryota; Fungi; Ascomycota; Sordariomycetes; Hypocreales; Nectriaceae.